AUGGUAAAAGAGCUAUUGAAUUAUAAAGUCGGUGUUAUCACCUGUGACCUUGACUUACGUGAUAAAAAGUUAUGUAUGAAAAGAUAUCAACUAGUGGUGACUGUGGAUGAUGAAAACGUUUUUCGUACCGACGUCUUCGGAGGAUCUGGCGUUGGCGACAUACACAUAGAAACCGAUAAAGUAAAAUAUAGAGCUGGAGAAACGGUGGAAGUUCGAGCUCUUUCUAUGACCAAUGAGAGAGAUUUUUAUUCUGGUGAUAUAAAGUUCGGCCUUAAAAAUCCUGAUGGUUUUACUAUUACAACCAAAAACAGAACAAAUUUAGAAAGAUUUCUACCUAUCAACUUUACCUUACCACAACGUGCUCGAGUUGGCAAAUGGCAAAUUACUGCUCAGGCGGAAGGCCGUCUAGAAGCACAAACCUUUUCCGUACCGUUUCUUGUUGCUGAUUACGAACUGCCGCCUCUUAGUCUGAUCAUGUCCAGCGCCGAAACUGUUUUAUUGAAUGUCUACAAACUUCAAAUUUAUGCUAAUUCUGCAGCAUUACUUUCAUCAGCACUGUCACAACGACCAUUCUGCUAG
Molecule: messenger RNA, 579 nt
Organism: Enterobius vermicularis (human pinworm)
Lineage: Eukaryota; Metazoa; Nematoda; Chromadorea; Rhabditida; Oxyuridae
Source: the annotation of a GenBank genome assembly